AUGUAGUUGGUUGACUAGUUGGGCUUAAAGAAGUUUAAUCACUGAUCAAAUAACCACAAACACAAUCUUCCCCAUUUUCAAUCGACCAAAGCCAAGAUCUGAAGUCCUUUCUCUGAUUUCUAUCUCUUCCCACCUACGAUGACCACUCCAUAUCCAACACCCAUAACCCCCUCCCAAACCAGCAUAGGCUGGAUAGGCAUAGGUGUGAUGGGCUCAGCCAUGGCCUCUCGCCUUCUCUCCGCCGGCUAUACCCUCACCGUCUACGCCCGCACCACUUCCAAAACUCUCUCUCUCCAAUCCCAAGGCGCCCAUAUUGCCAAUUCCCCCGCCGAGCUCGCCAAGCUAAGCGACGUUGUUUUUACAAUGCUAGGUCACCCAUCAGAUGUUCGACAAAUUGUCUUAGAUAACCCCGCUGGCGUUCUUUCUGGCCUAAACGCUGGUGGCGUUGUUGUAGAUACCACUAGUAGUCAUCCAAAACUUGCUAAAAGAAUUUUUGAGGUCGCCCGCGAGAAGAAUUGUUGGGCUGUCGAUGCUCCGGUGUCUGGUGGUGACAUUGGGGCAAAAGAAGGCAAGUUAGCUAUUUUGGCUGGUGGAAAUGCGGAUGUAGUGAAGUGGCUGGAACCUUUGUUUGAUGUAAUGGGGAGGGUGACCUAUGUGGGUGGUGCUGGGUGUGGGCAGAGUUGCAAAAUUGCGAACCAGAUUACCGUGGGUGCGAAUUUGGUUGGGUUGAGUGAAGGAUUGGUGUUUGCGGAGAAGGCGGGGUUGGAUGUGAGAAAGUGGAUGGAGGCAGUGAGGGGCGGGGCAGCAGGGUCGAUGGUGAUGGAGUUGUUUGGCGAAAGAAUGAUUGGGAGGGACUUUAGGCCUGGUGGGUUUACUGAGUACAUGGUGAAAGAUUUGGGGAUGGGUGUGGAUGCUGGGGAAGAGGAGGGUGACAAUGUAGUCGUGUUGCCUGGUGCUGCGUUGUCUAAGCAGUUGUUUUCAGGGAUGGUGGCUAAUGGGGAUGGAAAGCUUGGUAGUCAAGGACUCAUCACUGUUAUUGAAAGGAUCAAUGGCAAGUGAGAUACUUUCUCAUUCUCUUUGUAUACUAUGGUCCUUGCCUUUGUCUUCUGAGCUGUUUCGUUUCUUCUAAAUGAUAAGUUCAAAGUAUGUAAUGAAUAAUGUGACUCUGAAUCAUCCUUACAUUUAUAUGGAAGAUCAGGUCAGUAAGCUAGUUACUUGGUCCUUUUUACAGUUUGGUCUAUUAAUUAGGCUAACCAAGACAUUGAACUACAUAAUAAAAUGACGUACCUAGUGUCCGAGACUCUU
Ilex paraguariensis (yerba mate) is the source of this 1305-nucleotide messenger RNA. NCBI's taxonomy places the organism in Eukaryota, Viridiplantae, Streptophyta, Magnoliopsida, Aquifoliales, Aquifoliaceae. The record is from the annotation of a GenBank genome assembly.